Messenger RNA from Anisakis simplex (herring worm), 4455 nucleotides. Lineage: Eukaryota; Metazoa; Nematoda; Chromadorea; Rhabditida; Anisakidae. The record is from the annotation of a GenBank genome assembly.
AGCACAUCUAUCGAAUUCAUUUUCAGCACAGUCCCAAAAGCAGCUGUCCCUGAUUCGUGGAAGCUAGCAAACGACGAAGUCUAUAUUGAUCCAAGAAAUGUUGAUAAAGAUAAAGAAUCGAAUUUUAGUAUGUCCUCAACAACGUAUGUAACCGAAGCACUGGCUGGACCAACCAGUGCACGUGGUUCCACAUAUUCAUAUACGUAUGAAUCACAUUAUGAUGAACCAUCAACGUUACAAGAGGAAGAGCGAGGAGGUCGAGGGAACGAGAUCAAUAUAGAAGAAGCAGAUGAGAAUGAUAAGAUGAUGCUUUUGUUGAGGAGGAAUGCGGGUAGUCAAAAUGAUUCAACGACGAUAUCGAACAAUAUGCAGAAUGUGUUGAGCACUAAUCAGAAUGAUAAUGAUAAUAUGAAUGAUCAUGAUAAUGAUUUAAUAAUCAAGAAUACCACAUAUAAAAUUGAUAGUGGGGGCGAGUCCACUGAUGGAGAGGUUGAAAGACUUUCAACGCAAACGCAAAAGAUAACUCGUGUAACAAAAGUAACGACAACACGGUCGGUACGACAACUUCCAAUAACGAUUGGCUCAGAAACGAAUUUCUAUUUUGACGCUGAUGGAAGUCCAAUGCCUUUGGCUGAUAGUGAUGGUCGUAAUGCUGCAACUACAUCGUCAGCAGUGAUUUAUGAAAAUGUUCCGUAUUCGGAUGCUGAACUAAUGGCAUUAGGUAUUGAUUUAUCAAGCAAACGAGGAGCUGAUAGGCGAUCGGCCAAUCUUGAUGAUAGUGAUAAUGCAAGAACAACAAGACAUGCCGCCGCCACCACCACAACAGCAACGUCCACCAGCGCGUAUUCUUCCAGUGCUGCUUUUAAUACCCCGUCGCCAGCCCCGGCCGCAGCGACGUACACUAGUGAAGUUUUUAUGUUUGGAGUACACGGCAAAAGUGCAAUUGGACCAUCAUAUAACGAAGAAGAGUUGACUAGAACCAUAUCAUCAUCAGUUCAUUAUGAUUUGCCUGCUCGUGCGGGCACACCACAAAUCACGAAUAAACAAACUUUUCAGGUGGAAUUGCGACGAAUUGGAUCAAAUGAAUGGAUUAGAGUGUUUGAUUUCUUAAUAAAAGAUACUCAUUGCACAAUAUCGAAUUUGGAUCCGAUCUAUAAAUAUGAAUUUCGAAUAGUAUCUGCGAAUUCGUUCGGUUUUGGCCUGCCGUCAAUGCCUUCAACCAUCGUACAGUUGAAAUCUCACUAUGAUUCAACCACAAACAUUGGUGAAUGGCGUGGUACUAUACCGGGUCGUCCGUAUGUUUGUAGAAUGGACUCUGAUCGUGUGACACUUGAAUGGGCGCCUGCAGUUGCCGAUCCGGAUGUGGCACCUGUCGCUGGUUAUGAGGUUGAGUACCGUACGAUCGGCAUGAGUGAUUGGCUACAAUCGAAUGAUUACUUAGUGGGAGUGUGUCAUUAUGAAGUGCAAAAUUUACGACCGAACGGUGAAUAUGAAUUUCGUGUGCGUGCACGUAGCGCAGACGCAGUUUCGGACGCAAGUCCAUCGUCGGGAAUCGUUCGUAUCAAACCGGCUGUACCGUCCAGAGGCGUGGGAACAUCUUCGAUCCAGUCGGCUAUUGAUCUUUGCCCUCCCGGUCAACCGCAGGUUGAAGAACUGGAUACAGAUUGGGUGAAACUGCGUUGGGAUGAAGCUGGAGAGCCGAACGACGCCGAAUACGAGGAAAAGCUGACGUAUAUUGUUGAAUAUCGAGAAAUUGGUGACCCAUUAUGGUACACGGCGAAUACAACACCUAUUCAUGGUACUACAUAUACAGUGAGUCGUUUACGUGCCAGUUCAACGUAUGAAUUCCGAGUGUUGGCCUACUGCGAGCAAACCGGUAGUUAUUCAUUGCCAUCGCCAUCCUCAGAAAUAGUGCAGCUAAGACCGACAUUGAACAAGCCAACCACCUCAACUCUACCACCUUCUAAACCCCUUCCGCCCGAAUACGUCGAUUUCGAAGGUACCGAUCGUGUCACUCUAUGUUGGUUCCCUGCAGCUAGCUCGUUACCCAUUGACGGUUAUGACGUUGAAUUUCGUGAUUAUCAACAAGAUUCUGCGUGGUAUCGUGUCAACGAACUGCUGAUACACUCAUGUAAAAUGACUGAUGGAGGGGAUACAAAAUACAUAGAAGCUGAACGUUAUGGGCCAGUACCAUUAUUACAAGAUGAAAUGGUACGUGAAUCGCCUCCCUUACCAGAUAGAGAUGACUCGCCCCCGCCGAUCAACCGAAGGCAUCUUAUGAAAGGAAAAGAUGGAUUACAUUGGCGUGACCCAACUCUUCGAGAGGUGAUCGAAUAUUUAGAAAGUAAGGAUAAGGUGGAACAGUUGAAUGCAUCUGGUUAUUUACAGCAUUUAACUUUUAAUGAUAAUGCUAUUAAGGAGGAAACAAGAGAGUUAAAAGGAAUACCGAAGUUGGUGAAAUUAUUGGAUAGUGAUGUGAGUGAUAUACAAAAGAACGCUUGUGGUUGUUUGAAGAACUUGUCGUUUGGCAAAGAGAACGAUAAUAAUAAGAGAGCAAUAAGAGCAGCCGGUGGAAUUGCGGCUCUCACAACAUUACUGACGCAGACAUCGGACGCACAUGUUCGUGAAGAAGAUACGGCCGUUCUGUGGAAUUUGUCAAGUUGUGAUGUUAGCUUAUUUCUUGAUUUGAAAACGUCAAUUCUUGAUCAAUGUUCUGAUGCGAUCGUGCAAAGUGUAAUCGUACCCGGCUCGGGAAUCGACAAUCCUCCACCAGAACCUGAGCUAAGUCGAUCCAAUUCGAACGUUUUCCGGAACGGAACUGGUGUUUUGAGGAAUGUGUCUGCAGCCUCAGUGAAUGCGCGUAAGAUGCUUCGAGCUUAUCCGAGACUAGUGGAUAGUCUGGUACAUUUCCUGUCGUGUGCAAUUCUCAGUAAUCACGUCGAUGCUCGUACUGUUGAAAAUGUUGUUUGCAUACUCAGAAAUCUUAGUUAUAGGAUACAAGAAGUGGAGGAUCCGAAUUAUGAUCCUCGAAUGGGUUCGUCGGAAUCAGGCGAUCGAAGUGCUCGUGAACGAAGUCGAUCGGCACCGUCAGGCAGUCCGAAACCACGGAAAAAAGAUGCAAAGAAGAAGAAAAAAGCGGUGUUAGGUAAUAAUGAUCCAAUGAAUCAACGUUUCGGUUCUGUAACGCAAUCACCUUAUGCAACUUUGUUUUCGUUGUUAGUUUUGUUAUUAUUUGUUUUGGUUGAGGGUGCCGAAUUAUUAUGGCAACCGGAACUAGUGAAGUUAUAUUUGAAGUUAUUGCAAGAAUCGUCGAAUUCGGACAUACUCGAGGCAUCAGCGGGAGCAAUUCAAAAUCUGGCAGCAUGCGACUUCGAGCCAUCUGUCGCGGUUCGUGCGUGUGUACGUACCGAAAAGGGUUUGCCAGUUCUGGUUGAAUUGCUGCGAUUGAAUGAUGACAAAGUGGUGUGUGCUGUCACUACCGCACUUCGAAAUCUGGCUCUCGAUCAGCGAAAUCGAGAGCUGAUUGGUAAAUACGCAAUGAAAGAUUUGGUUUCAAAACUACCAAGGCCUGAUCAAAAAGCUCGUGACGGUAGUGUAAGUGAUGCGACGAUUGGAGCUGUUUUGGGUAUUUUAUUCGAAACUGUCAAACAUUCGGCUGAUUUUACCAGGAAUGUUCAUGAAUGUGGUGGUACUGAGCGAUUACGAUACCUGGCUAGAUCUCAUCCAAUGUAUAGUGCACGAAUAUGUAAAUAUGCUUCGCAGGUACUUUACGUGAUGUGGCAGCAUAAAGAGUUACACGACGGUUUCAAGCGAGGAGGUUUGAAAGAGUCCGAUUUCUAUUCUGGAACAACGUCGCGCGCACGUGAUUCAACCACACUGGCUAGGCCGAUCUCAUCACAAGGCGCCGAAAGACCGGCGAAUUUGAGGAGUGAAAAUAUGGACGACUCAGGAAGUGGUGGUGCUGCAACAGGCCGAUACGGCACUAUGGGAAGCACUUUCUCUGUAAGCAUUUGGCUUAACUCUGUUCUCUUCUAUUUCACAUUGUUGGAGUUAUCGAAUGACGAGGUGGGUGGCGGAGGUUUAUCAUCUAAUCGAGAAACAGCGAUGAAGAUGUCAUCACCGGAUUAUUCGACAGCUUCGGCAGGAGGUCAGACAACGUCUUACACGGAUCGUUAUUCAGUGCCACCACAACAACAGCAACAACCAUCCAGUAGAAGCGUAACACCGCAGUCUGCAACAUCCCAUCAUCCACCACUUCUAAACACCUUUCAACAGCAGCAACAGCAACAGCAACAUCAGUUAACUCGAGUACAAGCGACUGCAUCACCUUCCAUGUCACAACAUUAUGCUACAUCACAAACUUUACUUCAUCAACCGGUUGACGAACCACUUUAUGCGUCUGUUCACAAACGAAACGGUCAUCGAUCGUCAACAGGUGCUGACAGUUGGGUGUAG